Messenger RNA from Aspergillus terreus NIH2624, 876 nucleotides. RefSeq lists its product as uncharacterized. Bases 1 to 876 code for a protein of 291 amino acids. Gene Ontology annotation, molecular function: protein dimerization activity. Lineage: Eukaryota; Fungi; Ascomycota; Eurotiomycetes; Eurotiales; Aspergillaceae. The transcript has 2 exons. The record is from RefSeq and is a predicted model, not a curated record.
AUGGCAUACUCCAGACAGGAUUCCACGGGGUACGCCCUGGACAGUGACUACAUGACCAGUCCGCUGCAUCGUCCGAUGGAUGCCUUUCCGGGCAAGGGCCCCGACCCCUUGUCGGGCAAUUGGAACUAUGACAGUGCCAUUGAUCUGUUCUCGCUGAACACGACGACCAUGCUGCCCGAGCCGCUGCAGCUGGACAUUCCCAACGAGUUUGUGAACAUCGAUCCGAAGGAGUUUCCUGCCGAGUUCUUUGCGCCGCCGCCCGAGUUCAGCGGCUUUACCAUCUCCAACCACGGCGAAGAUGUCGCUUCGUGCGGAUCCAUCUCAUCUGACCUAGAAAGCGACGACCAGUCCUGGUCUCCCUCCUAUAUCCCUCCGACAGAGCUGUCCAACGCACUGCCCGAGCCCGCUCGCCGCAACACCGACCCCCACGUCGAGCAGAAGCCACAAGAGCGGGCGCAGCGAUGGUCGUCUAGUCCGGACCUCGCACCCCAGGAAUACACCAGCGCGGUCUCGCCGCCGCCCGCCCCGACCACCCUCCCUGCCAGCACGACACGCAAAAUGGCCCGUAGCCUGUCCGGCGACUCCAGCGCCAGCACGGGCGCGACCACCGCCUCUGGCCGCAACGCCGCCAAGCGGGCGGCGCACAACAUCAUCGAGAAGCGGUACCGCACCAACAUGAACGCCAAGUUUGUGGCGCUGGAAAAGGCCAUGUGCGGCGGAGUCCAGAAGCCGAGCAAGGGCGGUUCGGCGUCACUCAAGAAAUCGGAGAUCCUGACCAAUGCCAUCAACUACAUGCAGGAGCUGCAGGAGGAGAACAAGGCCCUGCGGAAGGAGAUGGAGGUGAUGAAACAGAAUAUGAUGUGGCGGAGAACGUAA